CUACUCACGUGCAAAGUUCCGUAAAGAAAUCACAUAGUUUAUAUCCACCCGACUUACGAUCCAAUCAAACAACUUUUAUACAACGGAAUUUUUCUUUAACUUUUUUUCAUGAGAGUAUCAUGGAUGUCAUUUCUUCACGAGACUUCACAGGAAAGUACAAUUAUCGACUAGGUUUGAUAUCACAAAAUUCCAAAAAAAAUAUUCCCUUGUACUUUUUGAUCUUAUACUAUUCAUAUAGGGUUCACAGACACCCAAGUGAUGCAAAUGCCUGCCCAAAUAAGUGCAUCUCCAACCGGAGGCCCUAUAUCCGUCCUCAAUGUCCGGGCGGGUUGCCCAGUCACUACUCAGACAUAAAAUCAUCAUCUAAUCAAACAGCGCAUAGCCAGCUCAAACGUCCGUAUUGACCGGCAUCUCCCAUACUCGGCCCAUGUCCGUGGUGGAUAUGCGGCGGAUCGGACAGGUCCGGCCACUGCCGCCACGUCAGUCCGGCCUACGUCGCCCCACCUUUGUCCCUACAAAUAUCUCACCCGGACAGCAAACCCUAGUCAAAUCCUCACUCCCUCGACCUCUUAGCUCCACUGUCCAUCUCCUCCCUUUCCUCUCCCCUCCCCUCCACCAUGGCUGGCAACAGAUCCGAUGGUGAGUCUGACGAGAUCAACCGAGCGAUGAUCGACAGGGAUAACUCUAGCUCGUCCGCGCUGGAAGACGAGGAGCUCGCGCUCCGCAUUGCCAUCCACAACUAAUGGAUGGAUAGGAGGGGGAGCUCCUGCUCAACGGCAUCCCGGCGGCCUGGAGGGGUAGCUGCAGCUCCGUGCCGGCCCGCGGCAGCUUGACGCGGUCCACUUCGUCCCUGGACAAGUGGCAGGGCGACCGCCAGCCCUUGCUCCUCCCGGUCGGUACUAGGUGCUCGUGCCUGCACCGCCAAGCCCGCGACCGGGCUUGCUAGAGUCUUAGGUGCGCAGCGUAGGCCGCCUCCAGCCGCUUCGGCGAGGAUCUCCGGGAUCAUCGAUGCCAUUCACUGCUCUUCCACCUCGGCAAAGACGGAUGCCCGUUGCCUGCGCCGCAAAAUUGCGGUGGCGCUCAGCAUCGGGUUCGAGGAGUCGGAGCAGGUGGCGAGGCAGAAGGCGGUGACUGGAGAAAGUCGCCUGUCUCGCGAGGGAGCAGACCGGGUCGCGCGUCCAUGGCCAGGAUCAUCUUGUCGUCGCCCUCCUAGGACAGCGGCACCACCAACGAUGACGACGCCCCGCACGCCGCUGACGCCUACGUCGAGGACCACCGUCAGUCCCGAGACCCCAAGGGGAAGCGGCCGGCGAGGUAGUGGUGAACCGGCCCUUUCCGUUUACUUAAUUUUAAUUUAGCUUUUAUUUUAGUUAAGUGAUGAACUCCAACAACUCUUUUGGAUCAGAUAGUGCAAUACUUAAUCCCCUACCCAUGUCGGUUAUGCUAUGUUUUAUAUGUUGCAUGUUGAUCUAGGUAGUUUCAUCACGUUGCAAGGUUUUGUAUGAAUUUAGGGUGGACAUUUAAGGACCACGCUUACAAACCGGGAGAAAUGGGGAUGCCCGGUCACUUUCUGCUUUUUAAUACAUAAAACUAUAGCACUGCCCUUUCAAAAAAAAAAACUAUUGCACCGCGGAUUAUCUUGUGGGGGAUGGUGGAUUACCUUGCCAAUUUUUCAUCUUCUUUAACAAGAUGAGACUUUAUGUCUAUCCGCAAAAAAAAAAAAAAGAUGAGACUUUAUGCAUAACUUCAUUCUGGGCAUCUCUAAACUUUUGCCAGUCUACGAUGCAGCUAAAUAUUCUGAAAUCUUACCAAACAGGAAAAAAAAGAAUGAUUGAAUGUAGAGCUGAAAGGCAUCGCUUCACUUCAAAUUGAGCAUCUCUACACUUUCUCUAGUCCAUGUCACAGGACAUCCCGUAUUCCUGGACUCUUCUCAAGUGCAACGGAGAGCGUAAUUAAGUUCAACGUAGGAGACAAGACCAACAGAGAGUUUUAUAUUUGACAGUUCAAACUACCGUGGUGAUGGCAGCUUAGCUUAGCUAAAGCACUGCAGGCAUUUAACCAGCUUCAAACCAUCGGUACUCACUUAACACCACACUUAACACCUGAUGCCAUACUUAUUUAUCUUUUAAACCUUUUUACCACUACAAUCUCAUCACGCGGCGGAAUCAUAUGGAGUUUUUUUCUUCCACUUUUACCUUUCACCUUUAGUUCACCCCUUUUCUUCUCUCUCUCGGGAGAACGGGGAAUAGUUGGUUUUAACACAAGACAAACCAAUAAAACAAGAAUGGGUACAGAUAUUACCACGUGGUAAAUAUAAACAAAUACUCAUCCAUCACACAUUUGGUAUUUCUCAGUACAAGAGUACUGGUAUUUAUACAAGUUAAGUCCCUGUGCCUUUCAUUUGAAAUCCUGAGCCCCUCCUGGCGACAAGAAAAACCCCUGUCCAAUGAAAGGGAGCAUGAUGAAGAAGGGCAAGUGGUCCAAGGAAGAAGACAAUCUGAUCAAAAACCACAUUGAGAAGUAUGGCAUUGGCUGUAGCUGGCAGGGAUUAUCCAAUAUCUUAGGGCUUCGGCGCUGCGGCCGGAGCUGCCGUUCAAGGUGGCUGAACUACCUCCGUCCGGGGCUGAAGCACGGCAACUUCACGCCGGCGGAGGACAGGAUCAUCUGCGAGAUGUACAGAAAGAAAGGAAGCUGCUGGUCCGUCAUCGCCGCCAAGCUCCCCGGGAGGACGGACCUCGCCAUCAAGAACUACUGGAACAGCACGCUCAAGAAGCGGUUCCCCCGCCCCCGCGCGGCGAGGAGCUGCCGCCGCCGCCGCACCGGCGGCACGAGCACGUCGUCCGACGCCACGAGCCUGGACCUCGCGCUGGUGGUCUACGACGAGGAGAGCACCAGCGGCACAGCGCGGGACCUCCCGCUGGUCGUAUGCAACGAGGAGGACAGCGCCACCACGGCGCGGGACCUCCCGCUGGUCGUGUACAACGUCAACGAGGCGAGCGCCACGGCAGGGUCCUCGUCGAGCCACGCCGGCGCCGUCUCGGCCGGACCGCCAGUGCAAGCGCGUGCCCAACCGCCACUGCUGCCCACAGCCGCCGCGAACGAGGAGCCGAUCGCGGCGGUCCCGGUCAGCGGGCCUGUGAAGAUGGAACCGCGGACGCCGCCACCGCCAGCUGAUGAAACCAGCGAGGAGAUGGACAUCAACUGCUGCCCCAUGUCUCCGCUCCCCCUGGGGCUCAUGGAGCCGGAACUUCCUUGCAUUGCCAUGGAUCUGCCUAACAUUGCCGGUUUCGACGACAUCGACAGCCUCCUCUCCUACUUUGACCACUGAUCUUAGGGUCCCCUGAUCUUAGCGUAGCAACAACGUGAUGGUUAAGCUGAUUCAGGAGUGGCUGUGUUUUAGGUCAGAGUUUAACACUUACUGUAGUUGUUAGGAUUGGGCGUUGGGUACACGAGUGACUCUAUUAUUCUAAAAUUUGAAGACCAUAUGCUAAUCUAAUUCUGGAACAGUUGCUUUUCGUGUAUAUCUACUAAUUCGCGCAUAUUUUGUA
Aegilops tauschii subsp. strangulata is the source of this 3548-nucleotide messenger RNA. The record is from RefSeq and is a predicted model, not a curated record. Lineage: Eukaryota; Viridiplantae; Streptophyta; Magnoliopsida; Poales; Poaceae.